GCUAAUAAAAUUGAGAUGGCAAGCGUAGAAGAUGCAGCAGCUAAAAUGGUGGGAGAUAAGUACAGGUCUUUCUUAUAUGAUGAGGGAGAGAAGAGUACUGAGUGGAGGCAUGGCGGAAGAGAGGGGCUGCUCGGGGAAGAAACUCUUAGGAUUGGGAACUACAAUGCCUUGCUGAAGAGCUCUCUGCCAAAGGAGUUCCAGUACUACAAAGCAGAAGAAGAGACCUUUGAAUCAUCUCACGAAGCUUUUCGAUCGGCUUUCCCUCGUGGGUUUGCAUGGGAAGUGCUUGGCGUUUAUACUGGACCUCCUGAAACUGUUUUCAAGUUCAGGCACUGGGGUUUCUUUGAGGGACCCUUUAAUGGACAUGCUCCCACUGGAGAGAUGGCUCAAUUUUUUGGAUUGGCCACUCUCAAGAUUGUGGUACGUACUGCAGGAAGAGAGGGGUUAUACGGGGAAGAAACUAUUAGGCUUGGGACCUACAAUGCCUUACUGAAGAGUUGUAUGCCGAAGGAGUUCCAGUACUACAAAGCAGAAGAAGAGACAUUUGAAUCGUCUCAUGAAAUUUUUGGAUCGGCUUUUCCUCGAGGGUUUGCAUGGGAAGUGCUUCGUGUUUAUACUGGACCUCCUGAAAUUGUUUUCAAGUUCAGGCACUGGGGUUUCUUUGAGGGACCCUUUAAUGGACAUGCUCCCACCGGAGAGAUGGCUCAAUUUUUUGGAUUUGCCACUCUCAAGGUUGAUGAAUCUCUUAGGGUAGAAGAGGUGGAGAUCUAUUUCGAUCCAGCGGAGUUAUUUGGAGGCCUUCUAAAGGGACCACCCAUCUCGGAGUCCCACCAUGACGGCGGAGCUACUCAUGGCUGCCCACUCUCCAAACAAUUAGUGUAAAAAGGACGUUGUUCCUUUUAUCCAACUAAUUGUUACUCUAAACCUAUAAAUAAAGACAUUUGUAUUGUGGAUAAAUAAGUUAAUGACCAUAAUGUAGCUUUUAAGGCUAAUUAAUAAUGGUGAAUGUAAGUGUCUAACACCGAACCACAUGUAAUUUCUUAUGUUCUUUUCUCUUUAUUGCUUC
Messenger RNA from Alnus glutinosa, 1066 nucleotides. RefSeq names its product pathogen-related protein-like. The transcript has 4 exons. The record is from RefSeq and is a predicted model, not a curated record. Bases 16 to 882 code for a protein of 288 amino acids. Lineage: Eukaryota; Viridiplantae; Streptophyta; Magnoliopsida; Fagales; Betulaceae.